AUGGCGAGCGAGAAGUUAUCCCCCCAAAUCGAAGUCGCCAUAGUAGGAGCCGGGGUCUCAGGCCUGGCAGUAGCAAACGGCCUAAUGAACGAUCCCCACAAUCGCUUCAACAUCACAGUCUACGAACGCGACUCCGUUGCCUUUGACUCCGAGCGAGGCGGUUACCAACUCCGAAUCAGCAGCAACGGCAUCCACGCUCUUCGGAAGGUGUGCGAUGCCAAAACAUGGUCCGCACUCCAAGACAGGUGGGGAAACGAUCAAGCAAAAGCACCGGCAAUGGUUGACCCCAGCACUUUCAACAUCGUUCUACAUCUUUCGGGGCUGAUGUUGUACCCGCAGAGCCGGCCGAUUGCGAGGAAGGGCCUGAGGUGGACGUUGUUGCAGAAGCCGAUGAAUGAAGGCCGCAUCAUGUUUCAGCAUUAUUUGCAUUCUUUCGAGUAUCUUUCCGGCGGUGGUGUGGAACUGCACUUUGAGGACCAAGCGUCGAGAAGAGCAGACAUUUUGAUCGCCGCGGAUGGAAGCAGUAGUCGCAUCAAUCGACAGAUUGGACUGAACAACAAAGUCAAGAUGAAAGCCUGGACAUCGAUCCAGGGCCAAGGACUUAUCGACAAGAGUACCGCACGGGAGAAGUUACCCAAGACGCUGAACGAGAUUGGAUCCGUUAUUCACAUGGCCGGUGACAAGAUUGCGGGCUUUGCCUCCAUUUACGAUGCCGCUUCUGGGGAGGCCACGUCCAAGAAAUCGGCUGCAUCGAGUGUCUUCUGGAGUGUUCUGGUGCCGAAUGCGGUAGGAGGGAAGAUUAUCGACCGGAGUGGUGGUAGCGUGAGCGACGAAGAUGUCAUUGACCGACUGCUCGAAUACCUCGGGCAUGACCUAGGCUUCACAGAGGCUCUCCCCUCUGUGAGAUCUGCGUCGCGGUGGGCCCUCCGUGCAGGCCUUGUCACGAGUUCCUUCAAGCCGGAGGGCGACUGGCGAGGAGGUGAUCGUGAGAAAUUCCGUGUGAUUGUUCUUGGGGAUGCUCUUCAUCCCAUGACGCCAGGUACAUUCAUUCCUUCUCACAUCCAUUUUGGUGCCAUUGCUGACAUUUCAAAGGCCGCAGAAUGGGAGCGAACACAGCUCUCACGGACGCGGGCAAUCUGGUCGAUGUGCUCAAAUCCGCAACGUUCCCCCCCGAUAAACCAUUAGAUGAUGACCUUGCGUCAAUUGUCAAGCCCUUCGACGCGGAGAUGUAUACCAGAGCCUUCAAGAUGGUCUAA
Messenger RNA from Lecanosticta acicola, 1256 nucleotides. The record is from the annotation of a GenBank genome assembly. NCBI's taxonomy places the organism in Eukaryota, Fungi, Ascomycota, Dothideomycetes, Mycosphaerellales, Mycosphaerellaceae.